Diutina rugosa is the source of this 810-nucleotide messenger RNA. RefSeq lists its product as uncharacterized. The coding region runs from base 1 to 810 and encodes 269 amino acids. Lineage: Eukaryota; Fungi; Ascomycota; Pichiomycetes; Serinales; Debaryomycetaceae. The transcript has a single exon. Gene Ontology annotation, cellular component: cytoplasm; membrane. The record is from RefSeq and is a predicted model, not a curated record.
AUGCCUACGCUUCCCGAGCUUCCCCCAGUGUACACACGCUACCUCAACGGUCUCCGCUACAACCGUGUCCCUGUGGUCAACUUCGUCAUCGGCGGCGUGCUUGCCGUGUUCCUCACCAAGCUCACGUUCAAGUACAAUGACCUCUACAUGAAGCUGUCCCUCAUCACCCUUAUCGUCACCAAUCUCGUGCUAUUUGGAAUUUCCGAGACUCUAGCCCAACUGCUAGUGCAUUAUAAGCCUACCAAUCCCCAUCUCCAGUGGCAGGUGGUCCAGGAAACCCAGGUAGACGACGAUGUGCUUGUGGCGGAGGCGCGACCUCAGGGCGACGAAGUUGACGAAUUUAUCGAAUAUCUCGAUGCCGAAGGCGAUGGAGAGGUCACCCCGGGCCUCACCCCGAUCCCUGAUCUCACGUAUUUCCUGUUCUCUCGGCUUGCGGGUUUUAUGUGCUGGGGAUUCAUCCUCGCCUUUGCCCAGUGUAUAUGGUACCGGUUCCUCCAGAUCUACCUGAAAGAGCCUAAGCUUAUUGAAGUGAUCCGCAAAGUGCUUACUGAUCAAUUGUGUUAUUCGCCAGUGCUGCUUUUCUGUUUCUUUACCUACGGGACGAUGAUUCUUGAGCUGGGGACGUGGGACGACGCUAAGGAUAAGCUUAAACGGGUGUAUUUGUCUACGCUUGCCACUAAUUAUAUGGUGUGGUUCCCGGUGCAAUUUAUUAAUUUCCUAAUUGUGCCACGAACUUAUCAGGUGCCAUUCUCGUCGCUGGUACUGGUACUUUGGAACUGCUUUUUAAGUCUUAAGAACCUGCGGUCGUGA